This is a messenger RNA of Loxodonta africana (African savanna elephant), 1652 nucleotides long. It is a transcript of the gene GPR45, whose product is annotated as G protein-coupled receptor 45. Bases 45 to 1346 code for a protein of 433 amino acids. The transcript has a single exon. Gene Ontology annotation, biological process: G protein-coupled receptor signaling pathway. Gene Ontology annotation, molecular function: G protein-coupled receptor activity. The record is from RefSeq and is a predicted model, not a curated record. Lineage: Eukaryota; Metazoa; Chordata; Mammalia; Proboscidea; Elephantidae. Gene Ontology annotation, cellular component: membrane.
GUGGACACAAAUCAGUUGUCACAGAGAUGGUUAGAAUUUGAUUGAUGAAUUGUAAAUCCCAGCUAGUGCUGCCAAAGAAAGACAUUUCUCCCAACCAUUCCAGUGCCUUAGAGGUCCACAGACAUCAGGGAAGAAGAUGCAACCAGCAGACAGAAAAUGGCAGCCACCGAAGCGUUAAGGUGGGCCCUUCUAGACAUUUUUGUCUCUGCCCCAAGUUCUUCUCCAUAAUGGCCUGUAACAGCACUUCCACUGAGACUUAUGAAUACUUUCUGCUGAAUGCGAGCAAGGUGUCUGACUCCGGGGUGACCACACUAUCUGCCCCCUUCAGGAUCUCCUUGGCAAUAAUGAUGAUGCUGAUGGUUGUGGUGGGGUUUCUUGGCAACACUGUCGUCUGCAUCAUCGUGUACCAGAGGCCCGCCAUGCGCUCGGCCAUCAACCUGCUGCUGGCCACCUUGGCCUUCUCCGACAUCAUGCUGUCUUUAUGCUGCAUGCCCUUCGCUGCUGUCACCCUGAUCACCGUCAAGUGGCACUUUGGGGAUUCCUUCUGCCGGCUGUCCGCCACACUCUACUGGUUUUUCGUCCUGGAGGGCGUGGCCAUCCUACUCAUCAUCAGCGUGGACCGCUUUCUCAUCAUUGUCCAGCGCCAGGACAAGCUGAAUCCAAGGAGGGCCAAGGUGAUCAUUGCCAUCUCCUGGGCGCUGUCUUUCUGCAUCUCCGUCCCCUCCCUCACAGGCUGGACGUUGGUGGAAGUGCCCACGCGGGCCCCGCAGUGCGUGUUCGGCUACACCGAGUUCCCGGCUGACCGCGCCUACGUGGUGACGCUGGUGGUGGCUGUGUUCUUUGUGCCCUUCAACAUCAUGCUGUGCUCCUAUAUGUGCAUCUUCAACACGGUGCGGAAGACCGCCGUCCGCGUGCACAACCAGUCCGACAGCCUGGACCUGAGGCAGCUCACCAGGGCCGGCCUGCGAAGGCUGCAGAGGCAGCACCAGGUCAGUGUGGACCUGAGCUUCAAGACCAAGGCCUUCACCACCAUCCUCAUCCUCUUCGUGGGCUUCUCGCUCUGCUGGCUGCCCCACUCCGUCUACAGCCUCCUGUCUGUCUUCAGCCGGCGGUUUUACUGCAGCUCCUCGUUCUACGCCACCAGCACCUGUGUUCUGUGGCUCAGUUACCUCAAGUCUGUCUUCAACCCCAUCGUCUACUGCUGGAGAAUCAAGAAAUUCCGCGAGGCCUGCAUCGAGUUGCUACCGCACACCUUCCAAAUCCUCCCCAGAGUGCCCGAGCGGAUCCGACGGAGAAUCCAGCCCAGCACAGUCUACGUCUGCGCCGAGAACCAAUCUGCCGUUUAGGGGCGAGACUAGGAGCAGAGGAGAUGGGGAGACGGACGGGUUCCAGGCUGCCGUCCAUCUGUCUGUCCUUCCGCUCGGCCUCCCGGCACUUCCACCACGGUCAGCAUUUUGUGGUGGCGGCACAGUGGUUAAGAGUUCGGCUGCUAACCAAAAGAUUGGCAGUUCGAAUCCACCAGCCGCUCCUUGGAAACCCUAUAGAGCAGUUCUACUCUGUCCUAUAGGGUCACCGUGAGUAAGAAUCAACUUGGCAGCAUCAGGUUUGGUUUUUUUGGUUUAUUUAAGCACAAAGGUACUCAUUUGUUGCCA